AUAAAUAUAAUUGGAGUAAGCUUCAAGCAAUAUAAGCCUAGAGAAGCCUCAUCAUGUAAGUAGCGACGAAACCUCCUUCGCUUCUUAAUCUCAAAUUUUCCUUUUCUAUACUCUUCGAUUUCAAAUGGGAGAAGACGAUGUUGAUAUUAUGACACCUGAUCGAACCUUCCGUACCACUCCUUGUUCCCAAUGCAAUUUCCCAAUUCAACCAGAUUCAUCAAAUACAUGCAUCCAAUGUUUACGAUCAAAAAACGAUAUCACAUUAGGGUUACCCAAGAAACUCCAUCUCCUUCAUUGCCCCCAAUGCAAAACCUACUCCGAACCUCUCAAAUCAUGGAUCAAACUACAAUUACAACCAAAACAGCUUCUUGAUUUUUGUUUAAUAUUACUAGAAAAGAAUUUGAGUUUCAAUAAUCUCAGAUUGGUUCGUUCUCAAACAAUUCUAUAUGAACCAAUUUCAAAGAUUAUCAAAAUUAGGGCUACUGUUCAGAAAGAGGUUCUUAAUGCAGAAACUCUUCAACAAUCUUAUCUUGUUGAGUUUGUUCAACACAACUGCAUCUGUGAAUCUUGUACAAGAGUUCAGCCUGAUCAUGAUGAAUGGAAUUCUGUUGUGCAAUUAAGACAACAUGGAUGUCUUAAACGUAGUUUCUUUCGAUUGGAUCAUGGUAUUUCGAAGCAUCGUGUUGCUGCUUAUGCCGUGAGAAUCAAUAAGAUGAAACACGGUAUUGAUUACUUUUUCUCCCACAGAAUUCAUGUUAACAAGCUUCUUGAUUUUAUCAAGGGACGGGUUCCUGUGAGGGUUUCUGAGAGUAAAGAACUUGUUUCUCAUGAUACAGAUGAUUAUAGAUACACUUUUUCUGUUGAAGUUUGUCCCAUUUGUCGCCAUGAUUUGAUUUUUCUGCCUCCUAAAGUUGCGUCGAGUGUGGGAAAUAUCGGUCCUAUUGUUGUUUGUACUAAGGUUAGUAAUGUUAUUACUUUGCUUGAUCCGUUUACCUCGACGCAGUGUUGCUUAGAUGGUGAUAUGUAUUGGAGGGCACCCUUCAAGUCUUUGCUCACAAAGGAAGAGUUUGUGGAAUAUAUUGUGCUUGAUGUUAAGGAGGUUUUGUCAAAGGUUAAUGUUGAUGGUAAGAAAUUCAAUUUAGCUAACGUUGAGAUUGCUCGAGUGAAUGAGUUGGGAAAGAAUGAUACGAGAUUUAGUAUCAAGACUCAUCUGGGUUAUCUUUUGAAAACGGGUGAUUAUGCUCUUGGUUAUGACUUGUGGGAGGCUAAUUGUAGUGAUAGUGAGAUUGAAUUGAAGGAGCACAUAGAAGAUGGUGUGAUGUUAAUCAAGAAGAGAUAUGGAGUGACAUGCCUGAUGAAGAGACGUGCAGAGCAUCUGUUGCACUUAAAAGAUUUAGAAGAAAUCACCAAUGAGGUGCUUGGCAUAUCACUAGGUGCUGAAGAGCCCCCUUUGGAGAAGAGGAUGGGCGAUCUUAAUCUAAGUGGUGAUGAACAUAAGGAGAAGAAGGCAAGGAGGAUGGCAUGAUCGGGUAAACAAAAGUAAUUUCUAGGUCGAAUGAAAAAUGUUGCAGUUUUCUUCAUCAUUGUUUCUACAAACUCUUUUGGUUCGCUUUUUCCUGUAUUUUCUCCAAUCUCUGAAUAGAAUGUUAAUGUGUUAUUCACCAAGGUUUCAUCAAUACUCUCCUGCAAUUUUCUGAUCAAUCUGGAUACCAAAAAAUACAGGAACAAGCAGUGAUCAAUAAAGGGUUGUCAAAAAGGAGGGAUUUUGGUUGAUAUGAAACAGUGGUUUGGUGAUUUGACACAUAAUAUUGCUUGCAAAAUGGUGGGAGGGAAGUUAUAUUAAGUAGAUGGCGAAGGUGAAGCUAGGAAGUAUAAGGAAGCAAUGAGAGAUUGGAUGUGUUUGUUUGUCUGAUGCCAUCCCUUUUCUGCAAUAAAUAUUAAGCAUUUUGUGCAUAGAUGAUUCAGCAAGUGGAAAUGGUGCCAGAGAUGGCUAAGCAUUUAUUCUUUUUGGGUUCGUACCCUACUAAAUGCAAAAAAAAAAAAAAAAAAGUUUUUUUUCUUCUGUAUUUUUUGACACGUGACACCAUUAACUAUUUAAU
Messenger RNA from Lathyrus oleraceus (garden pea), 2099 nucleotides. RefSeq lists its product as uncharacterized. NCBI's taxonomy places the organism in Eukaryota, Viridiplantae, Streptophyta, Magnoliopsida, Fabales, Fabaceae. Gene Ontology annotation, cellular component: nucleus; cytoplasm. The record is from RefSeq and is a predicted model, not a curated record. Gene Ontology annotation, biological process: ribosomal large subunit export from nucleus. The coding region runs from base 125 to 1525 and encodes 466 amino acids. The transcript has 2 exons. Gene Ontology annotation, molecular function: ribosomal large subunit binding.